Messenger RNA from Lodderomyces oxycetoniae, 1767 nucleotides. RefSeq names its product DNA-binding transcription factor (gene CAP1). The record is from RefSeq and is a predicted model, not a curated record. Gene Ontology annotation, biological process: regulation of DNA-templated transcription. The coding region runs from base 1 to 1767 and encodes 588 amino acids. Gene Ontology annotation, cellular component: RNA polymerase II transcription regulator complex. Gene Ontology annotation, molecular function: DNA-binding transcription activator activity, RNA polymerase II-specific; transcription cis-regulatory region binding. The transcript has a single exon. Lineage: Eukaryota; Fungi; Ascomycota; Pichiomycetes; Serinales; Debaryomycetaceae.
AUGACCGAUAUUAAACGUAAUUAUUCCCAUGCUUUAGCAUCUCCUUCAGAGGAGGUCGAAGAAGACCUUGUUGACUCCAAAAAGUUCCAUACAAAACCAGGAAGAAAACCUAUUGACACCGAGCCCAAAUCAAAAAGAACGGCUCAGAAUAGAGCUGCACAAAGAGCUUAUAGAGAAAGAAAGGAACGCAAAAUGAAGGAUUUGGAAGACAGAGUCAAAAUGUUGGAGGACGAAAACGUAAAAGCAACUACAGAAACUGAUUUCUUACAUGCUCAAGUGAAUAUAUUGAAGAAUGAAUUGGCAAAGUAUAGAGGAACAACCGAUUUUCUGGAUUUAGAACUACCCCAGACAGUGGGGCAUCUAACCCAUCCACAAUCAAACAAAGAAUACUUUUCACAUCAUCAUCAUCACCACCACAACCACAACCACAACCAAAAACAAAAUUCAGACGCUAUCAUUGAUUCUACUUCUACUGAUACAGCAAAAGAAGCUACGUCCAAUGCUCCACCUACUGAAAGUAAGUCGACUCAAUCUUCUGUUUCUGGACAGUCUCCUCAAUUUUCUGUUUCCGGAAAGUCUCCACAGUCUUCUCGAUUUUCAUUUGGAGCUCCCUGGUCAAAAGAUAAUUUGAAUUUUUUGAAGCAGCAGCAAGGACAAAGACAAAAACAAGGGCAAGGGCAGAGAAACGACUCCAGUACAACAAGACCUAUAGACAACGGAGUUGACGGUCCAUGUCCAGAUUUGGUUUCCGGUUCAUCAACAUCAACUACACCACUCGACGACAAUAUUUUGGUAUCUCCUGAUUCAAUCCCUUCAAGUAGUAACAUUACUUCCAAAAAUAGUAAUUUGGAAUUUGCCCACAAUUUCGAAGAACAAAUAGACCCAUUCUGUAGCAAAUUGAACGAAGCAUGUGGCACUAAAGCCAAUCCUAUACCGAAACAAAGACGCACAAUGAGUGGUGGUGUUGGUAAUAAGAAUACCACUGCAGCAAUUGCUAAUUCGAAAUCAACCUCAAUUUCAGAUAUAACACAUUUCAAUUCACCUUUUUCAAAUGUCUCGCCAAAUAACCAAAACUAUACCUCAGUUUCUGACCAGGUGAACCACGAUCUCACAAGUGAUAUAUUCUUCAAUAACCUUUCUGAUCCAAGUACAGAUUUCAAUUUCAAUUUGAUUGACAAUAAACACGGAGGGUUUGAAUUAUCAGAUCCUUUAAGUUUUCUCAAUGACAAUAAUUUCGAUGCGUCUUUAGCAUUCCAGGAAAGUGUGACCAGUUUGCCCUAUAAAGAACAAGAAGUGGAUCCAAUAUCGUUGCUUACUACAGAAGACUCAGUUUAUGACUUUACUAAUACUAACAACGGAGCAGUAUUGGAUACAUCAGAAAUAAAUACAAACUUUAGCUUUAAUGACUUUAUUAAGAAUUCAUUGCCAGAAAAAAGAGAAUCGGAUAAUAAAACAUCAUCAACAACAACAAGAACAGCAGCAGCGGCAACCUUAACGAAGGUGGGGAAGGAUGAGGAAGAAUAUAGAGAAGAAGAAGAAGAAGAAGAAGAAGAAGAAGAUGAUGAUGAGAACGAUGUUGUACCUGCACCUCAAGAAACCAUGAAAUGCAGCGAAAUAUGGGAUAGAAUAACGGCACAUCCAAGAUAUACUGAACUUGAUAUUGAUGGAUUGUGUGCCGAGUUGAAAAGUAAAGCUAAAUGUUCAGAAAAAGGUGUCGUUAUCAAUACAUCAGAUGUUAAUGAAUUGUUAAGCCGAACUGCUAAGUAG